Molecule: messenger RNA, 4560 nt
Organism: Chlamydomonas reinhardtii
Lineage: Eukaryota; Viridiplantae; Chlorophyta; Chlorophyceae; Chlamydomonadales; Chlamydomonadaceae
Exons: 14
Coding region: 138-3794 (1218 amino acids)
Biological process (GO): protein deglycosylation
Cellular component (GO): cytoplasm
Molecular function (GO): mannosyl-glycoprotein endo-beta-N-acetylglucosaminidase activity
Source: RefSeq, a predicted model, not a curated record
CUGGGCUCUGUAGAGGUCAAACUCGAUGCGAAGUAGUUGUUAUCUGGGCAUGUAAUAUAUUAAGUCGACUGGCCAAGAGCUGCCCUCAGACAAACUGCCGGGACCAGCCAAAACCCUUGCAGAAGGCCGCGAAAGGCAUGAAGCGCCGUGGAUUUAUCGCGGUGCUGCUAAUAGGAGUCGGCACUGGCGUGUGGUGGGCAUGGCGCAAUAGGAAAGUCCGCGAGCGGGUGCAAAACCUCGCAAAGGAGGUCGUGAGGCGUUCCCACACAGUUCGCGAGCUGGUGCGCAAGGUUUUCAAGCCCCAGGUUGCCAGCGAGGCAGCAGCGAACGAGGCCGCUCGCAUUGUCACAGGCCUGGAUGCCCCUGAGGUGCGGCCGUUGACCACCGUUGACCAGCUCCUGCGCUGGUCGCCCGACCCCGCGGCCGACCCAGAUGCGCCCUUCUGCCGCACCUACAACUCUCCGCUACUGCUGCCGCCCGCGCCGCCCGUGCCCGCCACCGGCCCCGUGCCGCCCACGCCCACCGCCACCACCUCCACCAGUGCCACAGCUUCCACCACCACCACCACCACCACCACCAUUGCCGCCGCCGCACCUGCUACUGCCGGUGCACCUGCUACUGCUGCCGGCGCUACUGCCGCUACUGCCGCCUCCCGCCCCCGUCUGCUGGUGUGUCACGACAUGAUGGGCGGCUACCUGGCGGACAGGCUGGUGCAGGGCGGGGCGGACCCGGGCUUCUUCAGGCUGUGGCAGUGGGAGCAGGUGGACGUGUUCGUCUACUUCUCGCACCACCUGGUAACGCUGCCGCCGCCCGGCUGGACGGCGGCGGCGCACCGCAACGGCGUGCGCGUGCUGGGCACCUUCAUCACCGAGUGGGAGGAGGGGCGGCGCAGGUGUGAGGCGCUGUUCGCCUCCCCCGCGGCGGCCCGGGCGGCGGCGGACCAACUGGUGGCGCUAGCGGUGCACCACGGCUUCGAGGGCUGGCUGGUGAACGUGGAGAACGGGCUGGGUCGGGAGCUGGUGCCGCACCUCACCCACUUCGUGGCGCACCUGCGGGCGCGCAUGGCGGCGGAGGUGGGGCCACACGCGCUGGUCAUAUGGUACGACGCCAUCACCACGGAGGGGCGGCUGGCCUGGCAGGACGGCCUCACGCGCCUCAACGCGCCCUUCUUCGACGCCGCGGACGCCCUGUUCGUCAACUACCGCUGGCAGGAGGGCGCGCCCGCUGCGGUGGCGGCGGCGGCGGGCAGCCGGGCGGCGGAGGUGUACAUGGGCGUGGACGUGUUCGGGCGCGGCUCCUACGGCGGCGGCAAGGAGAACUGCCCGGUGGCUCUGGCGGCGGCGCGCGCCGCGGGGCUGUCGGCGGCUCUGUUUGCUCCGGGCUGGGUGUACGAGGAGUUUGACCGGGCCACAUUCGAGCUGCGACAGGAGGCCUUCUGGGCGGCGAUCCGUGGCGUGUGGCCCGCCCGGCCCGCGCUGGUGGCCCGGCUGCCGCUGCAGAGCCACUUCAACACCGGCGCGGGGCGGGCGCUGUGGCUGGAGGGCCGCCGAGUCAGCGCCGCGCCCUGGUUCAACCUGUCCGCGCAGGACGUGGUCGCCUCCUCCACACCGCUGCCCUCCGCCGCCGCCACCUCCUCCUCCGCCGCCACCACCCCCGCCUCCACCGCCGCCCCAACCAGCCUGCAGCCGCCGCAACCCAAGGGCGCAACCGUGCUGCCGCCUGCGGCCGUGUCGCCGCUCACUGUGCGCCCCACCUCCCAGCUCGCCUACACCGGCGGCGCCUGCCUCGCGCUCACAGCGCCGCCGCCGCCGCCGCCCUCGCUCUCCUCCGCCGGACCCUGGGUCGCGCUGCACGCGCUCUACAGCGCGGCGCUGCCGCUGGAUCCAGGAUUCGGAUCCGGAUCCGGGAUCAUCGGGAUCGGAUCCGGAUCCGGGCUGGAUCUGACCUGGACGGCGGCGUGCGCUGGAUCCAGCCGCGUGGGGCUGCUGCUGCGCACGGCGCCGGCGGAGGUGGCGGGCUCUGCGGGCUGCUGUGUGGGGCUGGCGGUGGGGCCGUGGGGCGCGGGAGACAAGGCCGUCGUGGAGGCGCUGAGGAAGGCGGGCUACACCUGUGCCGCGUGUCCGCCCGGCGCCGCCACCGGCGCCGUCACCUGCCCCCUGUCGGACGCAACCACCACCACCGCCGCCUCAGCCGCCGCCGCCGCCGUCGCGUCCGGCCCCGCCGUCCCGUCCGGGCUGCCCUGGGUCACCUACUCGGCCCAACUGCCCCGCCGCCUGUUCCCCGCCAGCGGCUCCGGCAGUAGCGGCAGUAGCAGCAGCUCCACGGCUGCGGCCGGCAGUAGUCGCAGCAGCAGCAGCAGCAGUAGCAGGGGCGCUAUCACGGCGGUGGGGAUUGUGUGCUACCAUUCCGCUACUGCCGGCAGCGGCGCGCAGACUGCUACAGCCGGUGCGGGCGCUGCUACUGCUACUGCCAAGGCAGGCUACUUUGGCGGGGGCGAGCCGCUGGGACCGUCGGCGCCUUUCACAGCCUUCCUGGGCCUGCUGUCCAUUCGGGAGCACCGCGGCAGUCCGACAGACCCCCCGGUUCCGGCAACGGCAACAGUAGCAGCCCCUUCCUCCGCCGCUGGCGUCGCCACCGCCCCCAUCCCCGUGGCACCAGCGCCGCCGCCCGCCACGCCGCCGCCGCCGCUCACCGGCGCCGCCGUCAGCCGCGUCCGGUGGGCGCGGCCGACGGCACGCGCCGCCGCCGGCGCCGCGUCAUCUGACGCCUCUGCCGCCGCCGCCGCCGCUUCCCCUGCUUCCGCCCUGCUAGGCGGUCUGGGCCUUGGCGGCCCCCGCCUGAGCGGGGAGCUGGUCCACAAGGACGAUCUGCUCUCGCCCACCACCUCGGGCUCAGCAGGCGCCGCCGCCGCCGCGGCCGCCGCCGCGGCCGCGGGCAAGGCGCACGCAGCUGCAGCUGCAGCUGCAGUGACGGAAGAGGAUGACGACUGGGAGCGGGGCUCCAGUGGCGGCGGCGGUGCCGGUGCUGGUGCCGGCGCGCGCAACGGUGCCGGCGCCUCCGGCGCCGCCGGCAGCAGCCUUGCCGGACUGGAGUCGCCGAUUAAGAUCAAGCUUCCCACACUACUCGGCGACGACGAAGAGGACGAGGAGGAGGAGGAGGAGGCGGCGGGCGGGGCGCGGGCGCGGGCGCGGCGGGCGGGGGCGGGGGUGGAGGAGGAGGACGACGGCACGCAGCUGCUCACCUGCGAGCUCAGCUGGGCGCCGCAGUUCGAGGCGGGCGGCGCGCCUCGCCACCGCAGCUACCACGUCUGGGUGCACUUCAACAGGCAGGAGGCGCCGGCCGGCGGCGCCGCCGCCAGCGGCGGGCGCGGCGUGGUGCCGCUGCCUGGCAUUGCCUCGCCCACCGGCCCUUCCGCCUUGGGGGCGUUGGGGGUUGCGGCUGCGGCUGGGGCAGCGGGAGCGGACGCGGCAGGCGGGCGCAAGGGGGCCGGGAGCGGGAGCGGCAAGGCAGCCAGCAAGCAGCAGAAGCUGGCGGCGGCGUCGGAGGCUGCGGCAGCGGCGGCAGUGGACAAGGACAGCACGUGGGAGGUGCUUCACCCCGACUGGAGCGGCGCGGUGUGGGUGGGUGAGGCGCACGUGGCGCGCUUCCGGCUGGUGCAGCUGGAGGUGCCGGGCUGGGCGCGCUCCGUCAGCCUGCUGGCGCAGCCGGCGGCGGCGGACAGCGGCGCGCUGGGGGCGCUGCAGCCGCUGGCGUGCGUGCCCGUGCCGGUGCCGGCGCGAAGGGAUCGGGGGUAGGGAUCGGGGGGGGUAGGGAUUGGGGGUAGGGAUCGGGGGUAGGGAUUGGGGGUAGGAAUCGGGGGCAGGGAUUGGGGGUAGGGAUCGGCCGGGGUGGGGCGCGGGGUUCGUUUGGGGUGUGGAAGAUGUGGGGGCGCAGGUGGUGGUGGUGCUGCGAUGCGCUGGGAGAGAGACCUGUGCCGGGAACUGGCCACGGUCUGGAGUGGUCUGGAGUAAGCGAUCAGGCGCGGGAUGUGUUUGAACGCACACACACGGAGGCUUUGCAUGCGGAGGCGCCGGCAGUGUAGCUGGCGUGCCGGUAUGUAUGGGGCUUCGGCAGCUCACGUGACUGCGUAUGUACCGUAUUGCAAAUUCUAACCAUGUAAUAUUAUGACGCAUUAACGUGAGCGGGGUUGCGUAUGGUGGAGGAUGUGUUCGCGGUGGACGGACUACAGAAAGCGCAUGAGAAGCGGCGUCAUUAAUGGCUGCAUGGGCAUGCGAAGACCUGGGCCGCGGAUCUCUGCGUAGUAACGUCAAAGCAUACUUGGUGUUGAUACUGUGCUGGUGUGGAAUGCACUGUAUAAUGCUAACGCGAAAGGUCGGUUGCCAUCUUGCCGCAUGGUGCCGGAGCACAUGUGAGUAUUUGAGAACGGAGUUUGUGUUGCAGCACCAAGAAGGCUUUAGGCAGUCACCAACCGCAUGGGAGUAAGUGAUGCGCAGGAGUUGUAAUUCAUGGCCUGUUAACGCCAAGAGAGUGAGGCGAGAGGUCGUGUAAUCCGCGCGGGAA